Teleopsis dalmanni is the source of this 1150-nucleotide messenger RNA. RefSeq lists its product as uncharacterized. The record is from RefSeq and is a predicted model, not a curated record. NCBI's taxonomy places the organism in Eukaryota, Metazoa, Arthropoda, Insecta, Diptera, Diopsidae. The transcript is spliced from 5 exons. Bases 92 to 1150 code for a protein of 352 amino acids.
CAUGCAAAUUUUAAACAUAAAAUUUUAAUUAUUUUAAUUAAAAAUAAAGAAAAAAUUAAACGGAACCAAAUUUGCCACAAUCCAAACUAAAAUGUUGGCAAAAACUAUUACCGAAGAUAAACCAACUACCAACGAAAUUCAAAAUGCUCAAAACAACGAAAUAAACGAAAUAGUAACGGCGUCUGAUGCAGCAGAAAUUGCAACGACGUCCAGCAACCAAGAGACUGAAACAGUGGCCAUGGCGAAUGAUUUAAUGAAUGUAACGCCAACAAAUUUAAAUCCAAUAACGACAAAAACAAACACAACAGCUGAAAACGUAACUGAAAUAGUAGCUGAAACAACUCCAACACAUAACACCACAAUAACAACAAAAACAAAUGCAACAGUAUUAACAUCGAAUGAUGCAUCCCAAAGCCCCUCUGUUGCGACAGGAAAAUGUUUCGUUAUGCCAACCAGCGCAAGUAGUUCCCUGAAGAAAAAGAAACGCAAUAAAAAUGCACACGCAAAACAAUUCACCAAUGGAACACUUGAUACUGAGGUAGUCGGUGGUGCCGCCAUGACUACUACCGGUGCCGAUACUAUGCCCACUAGCAUAAAGACAUCAUGGUCGAUGUCAUCGCUGCCCUAUGAUGAGAAGCAAGAAAUUCGUGAUGUUAUCGAGGCCAAACUAAGGGUUGAGCGCCCUUAUAAUAGUCUUAAGAAAACAACGGAACGUCGUAUAGUCGAGACCAAUGUUUGCCACACUCUUCCAAAUAGUAAAAAUCAUCGCUACUCAUGGGGAAGUGGUUAUAGUCAUAGUUCAUCUAGUUUACACAGUAAUGCUACACUUGGGCUUGGUUCCGGUAAAGAUGAUUUGUGGGCUGUAAUACAAACUAAUUACAAUUAUAUUAUGGACACAAACCUUCUAGACACUUGCAAAGAAGCUCGCUGUGAAAUUGAAGGUGAACCAACCGUUCAAGCAGUUGAUUUUUGUUAUAAGAUACUUAAUGAAACAAAUCGUAACGAAAGUUUCUGUGAGGAUCCAAGAGACUUACGUAAGUGGUUACGUGAAAUGGAACAGAAGCUAUCAAAUGCACCAUCCUUGUCACAAGCAGCGCACUUUAGCUGUGCAGAAUUGCAGCGACAACAAGCGGAAUACUCGGCGGCUUGA